Lycium barbarum (goji berry) is the source of this 1207-nucleotide messenger RNA. Its product is annotated as probable sucrose-phosphate synthase. The coding region runs from base 363 to 908 and encodes 181 amino acids. The record is from RefSeq and is a predicted model, not a curated record. The transcript is spliced from 2 exons. NCBI's taxonomy places the organism in Eukaryota, Viridiplantae, Streptophyta, Magnoliopsida, Solanales, Solanaceae.
GUGUCCUAGUCCUUGUUGAAUACUCACAAUAUCUUGAAAAAUAUAUAGUAUUUAUCUUUAGAGAAUUCGUCACUUUUGUAGGAAGAAAAAAAAAAAAAUUGAACCAAACUAACACAAAAAAAAAAAAAAAAAAAAAAAGGUUUCACGCACUAAUUUAAUGCGUGAAAGGACCAGACUGCAAAAAUAAAAGUUUGGCCUUUCACACACGAAAUUCGUGCGUGAAUGAAGCCAACAAAAACUCAUGCGUGAAUAGUGUACUAAAUUAGUACUAAAUUGUUGUUCUUCAUCAUAAGUUGGCAAGUCUUCUUUAUUGACUUGUGCACUUAUCUCCCUUGCAACAGGCAGCAGCCUAUGGUCUCCCAAUGGUUGCCACAAAAAAUGGAGGACCUGUUGAUAUACAUAGGGUUCUUGACAAUGGUCUCUUAGUGGAUCCCCAUGAUCAGCAGGCAAUCGCUGAUGCUCUUUUGAAGUUGGUUGCUGAUAAGCAAUUGUGGGCUAAAUGCAGGGCAAAUGGAUUUAAAAAUAUCCACCUUUUCUCAUGGCCUGAGCACUGUAAAACUUAUCUUUCCCGGAUAGCUAGCUGCAAACCAAGGCAACCACGCUGGCUGAGAUUCGAUGAUGAUGAUGAUGAAAAUUCAGAAACAGAUUCACCUAGUGAUUCGUUGAGAGAUAUUCAUGAUAUAUCUCUGAAUUUGAGAUUUUCAUUAGAUGGUGAAAAGAAUGAUAAUAAAGAAAAUGCUGAUAAUACAUUAGACCCCGAAGCUCGAAAGAGCAAGUUAGAGAAUGCUGUUUUGUCCUGGUCUAAGGGUGCACUGAAGAGCACACCAAAAACUUGGUCGUCAGAUAAGGCCGACCAGAACUCUGGUGCUGGUAAAUUCCCAGCGAUAAGGAGGAGAAGACAUAUUUAGUACUAAUUUAGUACACUAUUCACGGAUGAGUUUUUGUUGGCCUCAUUCACGCAUGAAUUUCGUGCUUGAAAGGCCAAACUUUUAUUUUUGCAGUUCGAUCCUUUCACGCACUAAAUUAGUGUGUGAAACCUACUUAUGUUUUUUUUUUUUUUGUGUUAGUUUGAUUCAACUUUUUAUUUUUAUCCUACAAAAGUCGCGGAUUCAUCUUUAGAGGGUUCUUUGCAUUUUGGACCUUUUUGUAUGCUUUAUUUUGCAAUUCACACCCUAUCUUAUUUUUCUUAACGAUAAGCAUUUUACUU